GACAUUCUGGAUGGGAUCAAGGAGCCGGUGGUGGUGGUGUCUGUGGUGGGACUCUACCGUACUGGGAAAUCUUACCUCAUGAACCGCCUGGCAGGACAACAGACAGGCUUUGCUCUCGGCAACACUAUUGAAUCAAAAACCAAAGGUAUCUGGAUGUGGUGUGUUCCUCACCCUAAUAAAAAAGGACACACUCUGGUGCUGCUGGACACAGAGGGACUUGGUGAUGUAAAGAAGGGAGAUGAGAAACAUGACACAUGGAUCUUCUGUCUGGCUGUUCUUCUCAGCAGCACUCUAGUGUACAACAGCUUAGGGGUCAUUGAUAACAUGGCACUGGAAAAGCUGCACUAUGUUACAGAGCUGACAGAGAACAUUCGUGUGAAGGCAGAAGAGAGUCGAGAUGAGGACGAGUCAGCAGAUUUCAUGAGUGUUUUUCCAUCUUUUGUCUGGGCUGUUCGUGACUUCACUCUGCAACUGAAAAAGGGGGAUAAACCAAUAACAUCAGACGAUUAUCUGGAGGGUGCAUUGGAAUUCAAAAAAGGUAGUUCAACUCAGACUGUGCAGUAUAACCUGCCACGCCGCUGUCUGCGGAAUUUCUUUGCGGUGAGGAAGUGCUUUGUCCUCCCUCGACCUGCUAGUACACAAAACAUGUGGAAAAUGGAGGAGUUGACUGAGAAAGAACUGGAAUCAAAGUUCCUUGAGCAGGCAAACACCUUCUGUCAUUACAUCUACAACAAUUCAGAGACAAAAACUGUCAGUGGCAGCCGUACAAUUACUGGAACAGCUCUGGGUAAUCUUGCUGAGGUUUAUGUAGAGGCGAUCCGCAGCGGGAAUAUUCCGUGUCUGGAGAAUGCAGUGGUGUCUCUGGCUAAGAUCCAGAACGUCCAUGCAGUGGAGGAGGCCCUGCAGCUCUACAUGACAGAGAUGUUCAACUUGGUUCAGCUUCCAAUGUGCCCAGAAGAGCUGUCCAACAUCCACACAGAUGCAGAGAAGAAGCCCAUUGAAGUUUUCAUCACUGUGUCCUUCAAUGACAAUGGCCAGAUCUACCAAAAACAUGGUACCUGCUGA
Messenger RNA from Carassius carassius (crucian carp), 1065 nucleotides. Its product is annotated as guanylate-binding protein 1-like. The transcript has 6 exons. Lineage: Eukaryota; Metazoa; Chordata; Actinopteri; Cypriniformes; Cyprinidae. Gene Ontology annotation, molecular function: GTPase activity; GTP binding. Bases 79 to 1065 code for a protein of 328 amino acids. The record is from RefSeq and is a predicted model, not a curated record.